Messenger RNA from Mus musculus (house mouse), 3480 nucleotides. RefSeq names its product adenylate cyclase activating polypeptide 1 (gene Adcyap1). The record is from RefSeq and is marked validated. Bases 484 to 1068 code for a protein of 194 amino acids. Gene Ontology annotation, molecular function: peptide hormone receptor binding; type 2 vasoactive intestinal polypeptide receptor binding; pituitary adenylate cyclase activating polypeptide activity. NCBI's taxonomy places the organism in Eukaryota, Metazoa, Chordata, Mammalia, Rodentia, Muridae. Gene Ontology annotation, cellular component: extracellular region. Gene Ontology annotation, biological process: positive regulation of chemokine (C-C motif) ligand 5 production; regulation of protein localization; positive regulation of ERK1 and ERK2 cascade. The transcript has 5 exons.
GUCAGCAGCAGAAGCAGCAGCAUCUUCAGACGCAGCCUGAGACCUCAGAGCAGAGAAGGUGCCUCCGACUCCCGACUUCCGCAAGCUGCCAGAUAGUCUCCCACAGAGGCCAUCUUCCCUCUCCCCCCCCCCCCCACUGACUUUUCCUCUUUUCUUACCCAUUAGCUUCUUCUCCCGGUGGACUUAAGUCCACUCUGCUCCCCCUCCCUUUGGCUGCUCGCCUACUCUCUCUUCUACAUCUCUCUCCUCGCCCACUUCCUUCGGUGUCACGCUCCCUCCUAGUUUUGUGCGUCUACAAAGUUUUGAGCGGAAUUUUAGCCUCGGCAAACAAGUCUCCCCAGCUCCUUCAGCUAAUUCCCGCGGCUUCUCUCCAGACACCAGCUCCAGACAGUGACUGAUGCUUCUCGGGUUGUGAUUCCAGCGCAGAAACUCGAAGGAGCCUUUGCCCGCUGUCCUACUUAGUCAACCCUUUCCUAGACACCAAUGACCAUGUGUAGCGGAGCAAGGCUGGCCCUGCUGGUGUAUGGGAUAAUAAUGCAUAGCAGUGUCUCCUGUUCACCUGCCGCCGGACUCAGCUUCCCUGGGAUCAGACCAGAAGACGAGGCUUACGACCAGGACGGAAACCCGCUGCAAGACUUCUAUGACUGGGACCCUCCCGGCGUGGGGAGCCCCGCCUCCGCGCUGCGUGACGCUUACGCCCUUUACUAUCCAGCGGACAGGAGGUACAACCCGCCCGGCUUCCGCCUGUGGCUUGGGCCUAACCUGGCAGAAGGGACCGGAGAUGUCGCCCACGAAAUCCUUAACGAAGCCUAUCGAAAAGUCUUGGACCAGCUGUCCGCCAGGAAGUACCUGCAGUCGGUCGUGGCCAGGGGCGCGGGGGAGAACCUAGGCGGCAGCGCGGUGGACGACCCGGCGCCCCUUACCAAACGCCACUCGGACGGCAUCUUCACAGAUAGCUACAGCCGCUACCGAAAACAAAUGGCUGUCAAGAAAUACUUGGCGGCCGUGCUAGGGAAAAGGUAUAAACAGAGGGUUAAAAACAAAGGACGCCGAAUAGCAUACUUGUAGCAGAUCAGCUGCCGGCUACCUUGUGUAUAAAAUGAAAAGUCGUUUUCCAAAUUGACUGACCAGUCAUCACUCGUGUUCUUUCCAAACAUGUAUUUAUGUAUCAAGUAAAGCCAUUAAAUGACUAUUUUGAUAAUAAUAUUGUUUUUCUUUUUAUGAAGCACUAGAGAAUGCACAGAUAUACUUUGUGGACCAAUUAUUGAUAUAUAUUAUAAGUAUAUAUAUUAAGAAUAUAUAUAAGUAUAACAGAGAGCAAUUAAGAUGGGUGCACAAGGAUUGAAAAUUCGCCUGAGCUGUUUAUGUUUUUAUAUAAAGUAAAUAGAGAAAAUAGACAACCAUUGUUUUGAAUAUUACUCCUAUUUUUGUAAACUGGAAUUAAAGGAUAGUAUUUUUAUCCACAACCGUCUUGAAGAUACCAAUAAUGGCCAUUUGUACAAAAAACAAUGAUGCCCUGCUCCAGGGGAAUUCUGAGGUAAUGACUUGGGGAAUUGCUGAAGGGCUUUCUUUCCCUCUGAGUCUGGGGCAGGCUGCUUGAACCCCAGCCUAACUAACUCAAGUGGGCAUUGUCCCACUGGUUGCAGGGGCAAUUCCAACAAUUUCAGUUUCUUUGAUUAUGUGUAUUUGUCUCUCCUCAGACUCUCAGCCCAGAAGGAAAUUCUAAUUAAACAACAGCUCUAUCCAAAUUGUGCUUCUCCCCAGAACUCAUGUCAUUCCCUGAUAGAAGAGUUGAGGAACUGUACAGAAGAGACAGGCUUGGAGAGAGAGCUCUCUUUUCUGUACUUCCUGAUUCUCCAGGGAACAGACUAUUCUAAGGCUAGGGCAAUUGGAACAAAGUGAAAGAUAUAUAAGGGAUUGGUAAAGGCAGAACAUGGGGAUUUGAGAUUUGAGAGUUGCCUCAGGUCUGAGAAUCUGGGGGCAAGUCUAGCUCCUCUGUAGGUUCCACUGCCUGACAGAUCAGGUGCUGGUGUUGGAAUGAAUGCAAAGUACAAUGUGUUUUUCUCCAGUGCUGUUCAUGCUUUUCAUGUUGUGAAAUGGCCAGGAUCCUCCCCUUUGAACACUGUUCUGCAGAAGCCAGCUCUGUUCUUUGUGGAUUUUCUGGAGACCCUCCUUCCUACCCUUGCCCUCAUGCAUUGUUUUAGAGUCAUUUGCCAUUUUCCACUCACUUAUCUUAAAUUUGUGAAUGCUAGUUAUUUUUUGUUGUUGUUUGAUGCAAGCAGUUACUGUGAAGUUUAAGAACCCCUGUGUAGCUUCCACAGAGAAAUUAUGCACUAAAUAUGAACCUUUUGUUUCUUGUUUAUUGAGUUUGUAGGUAAAAAUGUAUUUUUCUAUAUUAUGGCUUAUUGCUUAGUAAAAUUUAUUUCAUAAAACCAAUCUUUGUCAUAUUAGAAUGUGUAGUGUUCCAAUGCUGCUCAGUUUGACUGAUAAAUCAUUUAAACCCCAUCUUCAUAUGUAUGAGUACUAUCUUAUAUUUGUUCUUAAGAGUGAUGGAAGGAGGAUCCCACACCCCACCCUUGUAUCCUGUCUUGGCUAAAAAAAGCAUGUCUGUUUCUUGUCAAUUUCUUGAUAAACAAAAGAACCUUCACCUACUAACCAGAUCAAGCAGCAACAAACCAGCCAGCCUCCCAAAUUUUAGGCACAAAUUAAAAACAACAAAACAAAACAACAAAAAAAAACAACAAAACCAAAAAAAGAAAAAAAAAGAAAAAAACACAUUAGUUUGUAAAGUUUAAAGGACUUUUCCUUUUUCCUGUACAGAUUUGAUUAGUAUGAAGUCAGGCAUCUAAGAAAACAACUGUAUUUGCAUUCCCAGGUGGGUGGAUGGAUGCUGCCGCAGAUCACAUUGCAAACAGAGAAAGCAAGCAGACACUUGAUUUCAGCCUGUGUCCAGCUACAGGAUCAAUCUUUAACUCUGCAGUCUCCUCAGGCAUUGUGACCCGGGAUGCAGUUUGCAGCUUUAGUGCCUUUCUUUGCCUUUUAAAUCGCCACGAAUCACUGAUGGCUAUUUAGUGGCCCUACAAUGCUGCAACACAUCGGCUUGCGUUUUAGUCUUAGUUAUUUGUUUCUUGGGUAAUUGUUUGUGUCAGCUGUUAGUGGUGAAACUGGGCUCUAGUGAACCUUUUAUUUAUGAAGUCUAACUUAGUGUUCACGUGGCUAGUGGCAAGCAUUUUACAGUGAUCACCCAAUUUAAUCUUUUGUAUAUUUUUUAGAAAUGCCAAGAGCCUUACUAAACUGGAACAGAUUUAUGAUAUAGUGAUGAUUUAGGUAGAUGUUAGUCUUGAAGCUCUUAUUUUGUGUGCAACUGAUUAUACAAACAUAUUAACCAAGCAUUAUUACACACAUAAUAUCUAUAACUAGGACUUUGAUAACUGUUAUAUAAAGUGUGUAAAAUUUGUAUGAAUAAAUUUUUGUAAACAA